CCAUUCAGCAGAUUUAUGUUGAAUUUCUCUCUAGGCAUAAAAUCAAGAAUUACUCUCUUAGGAUCCAUCAUCACUCUCUGCUUAGUGGGAGCAUUGGACUCCUCAACAACUACAGAGGACUCAAAGGUGCUGUCAGACUCAUAUCUUCUGAGCAUCAUCAGUGAAGCCAGGCAGCUGGUAGACUCAGAGUAUUUACAUGCCCGAGAAAGCUUAAAGAAAAAACUAGCGGAAAAGCUUGCCAACCCAAUGGAUUUCCUGAAGCACCUAAAGGAUCCAGUAGGAAGAACCAGAUCUGCAGUCCGUGCUGCUGAUUACUUGGAAACUACUUUGCAACUUCUCAAAGAAAAGCUGCAUCUCUCUGGGAACUGCAGAUUCAACGUUACAGACCUACUAGACCGAAAACAGAAGGAGAUGAUCGCCAAAGAAACUGGCUGUGACUACCAGAUUCACUCCAUUAAGUGCCCAGAGCAUGACAUUUACCGGACCAUUACUGGGGAGUGCAACAACAGAAAGCGUUCUCACCUGGGCUCCUCGAACCGCGCGUUUGCUCGCUGGCUCCCAGCGGAGUAUGAGGAUGGAGUGUCCAUGCCCAGAGGAGCAACAGAAGGAAAGCUGUACAAUGGAUUUCCACUGCCCCUGGUUCGAAAAGUGUCAAACGAAAUUGCUCUCACAGCCAACGAGAACAUCACUCAAGAUCAAGAGCUCUCUCUCGUCUUCAUGCAGUGGGGCCAGUGGGUUGACCACGACAUUGACUUGUCCCCCGCCAGUGGUGCAGGAGCGAGCCCAGUGCUCCACUGCGAGACCGACUGUGCCUUCAACUCCCCUUGCUUCCCCAUUAAGUUUCCCCCCGAUGACCCACGGAUGCUGAGGUCAAACUCCUGCAUGCCAUUCGUCCAGUCGGCGUCCGUCUGCAACCCCGGGACGUUCACCCGCGAGCAGAUCAAUGCCAUCACCUCCUUCAUCGACGCCAGCACCGUGUACGGCAGCGAAGACUCCAUGGCAAAGAGUCUUAGAAAUCAGACAAACCAGAUGGGUUUGAUGGCUGUGAACCAGAAUUUUACUGACGAAGGGCUGGAAUUAUUGCCCUUUGAGAACACAACGAUAAGUGUUUGUGUUCUCACCAACAAGAGCAUGAACAUCCCCUGUUUUAAAGCAGGUGAUAAACGGGUAACUGAAAACCUGGGACUUUCUGCGCUGCACACCGUCUUUCUGCGAGAACACAACCGCCUGGUCAGAGAGCUGAGCAAAUUAAAUCCUCACUGGGAUGGAGAAAAGCUUUACCAAGAGACUCGAAAGAUUGUAGCUGCCAUAAUCCAGAUAAUAACAUACCGAGAUUACCUUCCAGUUCUGCUUGGGGAGGAGACCAGCAAGUGGAUCCCUUUGUACAGAGGCUACAAUGAGAGUGUGGAUCCUAGAAUCUCAAAUGUUUUUACCUUGGCUUUCCGAUUCGGUCAUGCAUCAGUACAGCCUUUUGUAUCCCGUUUGAAUGACAGUUUUCAGCCUUUGGGUUCAUUCUCCCACGUCCCUCUUCAUUUGACCUUUUGUGCUACAUGGAGGAUUGUAAUGGAAGGUGGCAUUGACCCGGUGAUACGGGGCAUGGUGGUGGAUCACGCAAAACUGAUGAAACAGAAUCAAAUGCUCAUUGAGGAGCUGCAGAACCACCUUUUUGAGCAGACAGAGAUAAUGGGUCUGGAUCUAGCAGCCCUGAACAUGCAACGGGGAAGAGACCAUGGCCUUCCAGGUUACAAUGCCUGGAGGCGCUUCUGUGGGCUCUCCCAGCCUCAAAAUGUAGAUGAAUUCUCUAAGGUGCUAGGCAACUCCAAGUUGGCCAAGAAGUUCAUGGAGUUGUAUGGGACACCAGAAAAUAUUGACAUCUGGAUUGGGGCAAUCUCAGAACCCUUUGUUGCCCAGGGCAGAGUUGGACCUCUCCUGGCCUGCAUCAUUGGCACCCAGUUCAGGAACCUGCGUGAUGGGGACAGGUUCUGGUGGGAAAACCCAGGAGUUUUCACUCCACGGCAGCUGCGUGCACUGAGAAAAAUCUCACUGUCGAGGGUGGUUUGUGACAAUACCCACAUCAAAAAGAUACCCAGAAAUGUGUUCAAGGUCAACAGUUACCCUGAGGACUUCGUUGACUGCCGGGAGAUUGAAGCCCUCAACCUUUCACCCUGGAAAGACGAGACUGAGAGCAGCACAAAAGUUUCCAAUCCUGCCCAUCAGACCAGCGUUGGAAACUCCUCAGGGUGGCACUGAGCUGCUCUGGGAAACCGCAUCAUGCUCAGCUGACUGAACCUCGGCGUGUGAUUUACAGAGAGGAGCUCAAGACUCCGUCUAUUGUUU
Columba livia (rock pigeon) is the source of this 2337-nucleotide messenger RNA. RefSeq names its product myeloperoxidase. Gene Ontology annotation, molecular function: heme binding; peroxidase activity. The transcript is spliced from 13 exons. The record is from RefSeq and is a predicted model, not a curated record. NCBI's taxonomy places the organism in Eukaryota, Metazoa, Chordata, Aves, Columbiformes, Columbidae. Gene Ontology annotation, biological process: defense response to bacterium; response to oxidative stress. The coding region runs from base 16 to 2250 and encodes 744 amino acids.